Messenger RNA from Rubroshorea leprosula, 2413 nucleotides. The record is from the annotation of a GenBank genome assembly. Lineage: Eukaryota; Viridiplantae; Streptophyta; Magnoliopsida; Malvales; Dipterocarpaceae.
CACCAUAGCAAAAUGGUGUUUCUGAGAGAAAAAAUAGAACAGUGAUGGAAAUGGCUAGAAGCAUGCUUUUUGAGAAGAAUUUACCUAAGAAGUUUUGGGCAGAGGCAGUGCAUACUACUAUUUAUUUGUUGAAUGGUCUUCCAACUAGAGCUGUUGAAGAUAAAACUCCUGUUGAGGCUUGGUUUGGACUUAAGCCUUCAGCUUAUCAUUUGAAGGUUUUUGGUUCUAUAUGUUAUAUGCAUGUUCCAACAACCCGGAGAACCAAGUUGGAUGAGAAAGCUGAGAUGGGAAUUCUAGUUGGUUAUGCAGCACAGUCAAAAGGGUACAGAAUUUAUAAUUUGCAGUCUCAAAAAGUGGAAGUGCAUAGAAAUGUUUUAGUUGAUGAAUCUGCCUUUUGGAGCUGGGACGAUCAGAAAAUUAUUAAGGAGUCUUAUUCUCAGUUAAAUGAAGACUCUAAUGUUGAACAAAGUGCAUCUGCUAUUCCUAGACACCAAAAUGUUGUUGAAACUGAUGAUGACUCACCACCUUUGAAGGUAAAGUCACUUGAGGAUGUGUAUGCUAGGUACAAUUUGGUUACUUUUGAUCCAACUUGUUUUUUUGAGGCUUCAAAACAUGAUGAAUGGAUGGCUGCUAUGAAAGAAGAGCUGGCCAUGAUUGAAAAGAACAAAACUUGGUCACUUUGUCCUAGACCAGAAGGUAAAAAUGUGAUUGGGGUUAAGGGGGUUUUUAGAACAAAGCUUAACCCUGAUGGUUUAGUAAACAAGUACAAGGCCAAAUUAGUGAUUAAGGGAUAUGCACAGCAACAAGGAGUAGAUUUUUCUGAGACUUUUGCACCAGUUGUAAGGCAUGAUACUAUCAAACUGUUGUUUGCUAUUUCUGCUCAAAAUGAUUGGAAGGUAUACCAUAUGGAUGUGAAAUCUGCUUUUUUAAAUGGUUUUUUGGAAGAAGAAAUCUAUAUUGAGCAAUCGGAGGGGUUCCUUGUUCAUGGUAGUGAGGAUAUGGUUUACAAGCUUCAUAAGGCUCUUUAUGGUAUGAAACAAGCUCCUAGGGCUUGGUAUAGUAGGAUUGAUGCCUACUUAAUGCAGCAAGGUUCUGAUGUUCAGACUAUGGAACAUUUUAUGCUUGUUAUGAAGAAAGAGUUUGACAUGUCAAAUCUUGGAGAAAUGAGUUACUUUCUUGGUUUGGAAAUCAAACAAUGUGGAAAUGGAAUUUUCUUGUCACAGAAAAAAUAUGCACAGGAUAUGAUGAAGAAAUUCAAUAUGGGAUACAGUAAGCCAAUUUCUACUCCUCUUGUUUUGAAUUGUAAAAUGUCAAAAAAUGAUGGUAGUGCUUAUGUUGAUGCAUCUUGGUAUAGAAGUAUCAUUGGCAGUUUGCUGUAUCUUACUGCUACUAGACCAGAUAUUAUGUUUGUUGCUAGUCUGUUGUCUAGAUACAUGAGUUCUCCUACUCAAGUUCAAUUGAGUGUUGCAAAGAGAGUUCUGAAGUAUGUUAAUGGUACUAUCGAUUAUGGAAUUUGGUUUAUCAAGAAUGAUCAUGGUUGCUUAUUAGGAUAUUCAGAUAGUGAUUGGGCAGGGAGCAUAGAUGACGAUAUAAGCACUUUUGGUUACUUAUUUCAGUUUGGAUCAGGUGUGUUUUGUUGGAAUUCUUGUAAACAAGAAGUGGUUGCCCAAUCUACUAUUGAGGCCAAGUUUAUUUCAGCUUUGGAAGCUUCAAAUCAUGCAAUAUGGUUGAGGAAAAUGCUAUCUGAUAUGGGGCAGCCUCAGUUUGAUCCUAGUUUGAUUUAUGUGGACAAUACAUCAGCUAUUGCAAUUGCUCAAAAUCCUAUGCAGCACAAGAGGACGAAGCAUGUUCAUGUCAAGUAUCAUGUAAUUAGGCAGUACAUUAAGAACAAGCAAAUUCAGUUGCUUCAUUAUAGUUCAGAUGUACAACUUGCUGAUAUUCUUAUUAAGUCUUUGCCAAAACAGAGGUUUGAGAUGUUGAGAGAGCAGCUUGGAGUUACCAGACUUGCUCUCAAGGAGGAGUGUUAGCGUGUGAGAUCAAGUCUCUUAAUGUGGUAGUUACAAUUAGUUUAUUUUGCUUAGUGGUGUAGCCGUUUCUUUUGCAGUUUGUAACUUCUUUUCAUUUCAGCAACUGUUAUGUAUAAGUUUCUUUUCUUUGAAACUGAUGUUUGUAUGGUUGCUGCUGUUUUUCUGCAAAUGUAUCAGACACUAUUCAUGUAUUUCAGCAGUGUUUUAUGUAUUUUCAUCAUUUCUCAAGUUUAAUCCUUGAAUUUAAGUUCAUAUUCACUUGAGUUUUCAUCUUUACAUCAUCACUUUAUUACCCCUUCCAUCAUCUUACAGUUAGAAAUCUUGAGCACCAUGAGUUGUUCAAAACUCUUAACCAUAGAACUUGUCAAUAGAUACUCCAAAUUACC